This is a messenger RNA of Hermetia illucens (black soldier fly), 5967 nucleotides long. It is a transcript of the gene Hcf, whose product is annotated as host cell factor. Gene Ontology annotation, molecular function: transcription coactivator activity; protein binding. Bases 467 to 5536 code for a protein of 1689 amino acids. The record is from RefSeq and is a predicted model, not a curated record. Gene Ontology annotation, cellular component: histone methyltransferase complex. Gene Ontology annotation, biological process: chromatin remodeling; regulation of DNA-templated transcription. The transcript has 14 exons. Lineage: Eukaryota; Metazoa; Arthropoda; Insecta; Diptera; Stratiomyidae.
GUACUUCGAUUAAAGUCAAACAGCGAAUCUUAAAGGACGCCAUAAUUUUUUUUAAGUCUUUUCAGAAACAAUUCGGAGGGACUUUUAUCCCGCGUGCCAGUAGACAUGAUUAAUACGCGAUAAUAAGUGUUAGUUGAUUAUAAACCAAAUAAAAUUCUGAAUAUGUAUAUUACGAGAAAUCGCAAAUAUAUCUGACAAGUGACAGAAAAAAAGUUCCGAAUUCGUUCAUCGCGACGUCGGCGGAAAAAAGCCUGUGCGCGGGUGAAAAUCAUACCGCAUUGAAAUUGUUUUGAAAGGUCUGUGAAAUAGCUGGGGACAACAGUUGAGUUGGUUUCUUGCCGAGGGUAGUUCUGAUCGCAUCGCUUGCUUUUGUAAUUAUCGCUCGCUGAGCCACCUCCGAUCAACUAACAAAUAUCGUGUCAUUGCUGGCAAGAGUUGCGCCCCGAUUUCUUGAUGAGAUGUUGCAAUGGCCGUUUCGACACUCAAGUGGAAACGAGUGCUUAGUCCAACAGGACCGCAACCUCGGCCCCGGCACGGACAUCGCGCAGUCAACAUCAAGGAAUUAAUGGUUGUUUUUGGCGGCGGUAAUGAAGGCAUUGUCGAUGAGCUGCAUGUUUACAAUACAACCAACAAUCAAUGGUUCGUACCUGCUAUGAAGGGCGAUGUUCCGCCCGGUUGUGCCGCGUAUGGUUUUGUUGUGGACGGCACCCGCAUUUUCGUAUUUGGCGGUAUGGUCGAAUAUGGGAAAUAUUCAAAUGAAUUGUACGAACUCCAGGCGACCAAGUGGGAGUGGCGCAAACUGAAGCCAGAGCCUCCUGAGAAUGCUUUGCCACCAUGCCCGCGUUUAGGUCACAGUUUCACCAUGAUCGGCGAUAAGAUCUAUCUUUUUGGCGGCCUGGCAAAUGAAAGUGAAGAUCCAAAAAACAACAUUCCAAAAUACUUGAACGAUUUGUAUACUUUGGAAAUCCGUGGGAAUAUUCAGCUUUGGGAGAUACCGACGACGUUUGGAGAUAAUCCUCCACCGCGAGAAUCUCAUACUGGGGUCGCAUAUACUUGUAAGAUAACGGGCAGGUCAAGUCUCGUCAUUUAUGGCGGAAUGAGCGGUUGCAGGCUGGGCGAUCUGUGGCUUCUAAAUACUGACACGAUGAUGUGGACGCGCCCCAUUACGUUCGGAAAGACACCGUUGCCUCGUUCACUUCAUAGUGCGACGCUAAUUGGUCAUCGAAUGUACGUUUUUGGCGGCUGGGUGCCGUUGGUUAUCAAUGAUGCAAAAGCUGUACACGAAAAAGAGUGGAAAUGCACCAAUACAUUGGCAUGCCUGAACCUAGAAACAAUGCACUGGGAGGAUCUCAUGCUGGACUCUACAGACGAAAACACGCCUCGAGCCCGGGCGGGCCACUGUGCCGUCGGAAUCCAUAGUCGUCUGUAUGUGUGGUCGGGACGCGAUGGCUAUCGGAAGGCCUGGAACAACCAGGUCAGGGUUUGUUGUAAAGAUUUGUGGUAUUUAGAGGUUAGUGUGCCGCCGCCAGCUCCCCGUGUCGCUCUUGUUCGUGCAUCAACUCAUUCAUUAGAAUUAUGCUGGGCCGCCACACCCACAGCACAAGCCUACAUGCUUGAGGUACAGAAAAUUGAAAAUAUCCCACAGAUUCAGCAGAGACAACCCACACCACCUGUAACAUCUGUCGCACAACCCAUCAUAGCGGGCAGUGGAACAAUCAAGCAAGUGCAUUUGGCACGGCCAACUACAACUCAAACCCAAUUUCCUGCGCAGAUCCUCACAACCCAAACACCGCCAUCGCUGCAGAUAAAUUUGCCGCCGAGCACCGUACAUGUUACGGGUGCAAUAUCAUCUCCAAUAGUUACCGGGAAGAUAACAACACCACCAGCAACUCUAAUGGUAUCACCGACUGCCGCAUCAACUAGUGUAGUGACAUCAAUCGCUACAACACAAGCAAUGCCUUCCCUAGUAUCGAGUCCUAUGGCAUUCACACAAACGGGAAUGAUACAAAAGCAAAUCAAAACUGCAGUGACAUCGAGUGCAGUGACUGCCUCGACUUCAGUUCGUGUAGUUACAGGGCAUGUUAAUCAGGCGACGACAGCCGUUCGAGUGCAAACAGUGCGUCUAGCCACAACGCAAGCUCCUACCGCGCUCAUUCGAACCGCAAACACAUCAGCAGCGAACGUGACCAGUAUAGCAGGGUCAGCUGGCACAACAAUAGCGUCCAAUACAUCAAACCCGGCUGGAGCCACUAAACAGUUCUUUAUUCAGAAGCCAUUUACGCUGGCCGGACAAAAUGUUCAAUAUCAAUUGGUCAAGACGAGCACCGGAGUGGCAGUUCAAACGCUUCCAAAAAUCAAUGUUGUUCAAAAAACCGCUGGUGGCAAUGUUGUGACGCAAACACAAUCACAGAAUGUCACUGGCGGACAACCUCAACAAUUGGUUACCGCAAGUGCAGCUGGAUUAACAACAGCUGGAGCAAAGACUGCCGUUGUAGCGGGUAAUAUAGUAAAGCUGGUAUCACCUACAAAUGUCGGUGCCAACAAGAUCCUAAUGAAGACACCAAACCUGUUGCAAGUUGGCAAAGUUAGCACUAACACGGCCGGCAAACCGGCGUUUGUAAUAACGAACAAGCAGGGACAGCAGUUACGCACGAACCAGCAAAUUAUCAUAGUCACAACAGCCUCGACACUAAGAACAGUUCAAACGGGGGGCACGGUUACUUCUGCAACAGGUAACAACCUUGUAUCACUUGUUGCAUCAUCUCAAGUGAACACCGUUACUUCAACUUCAAUGUCCGGCACACCGGUGACUGUGGCGUCCACAGGGAUGAAAAUGAUCCGGGGUGUGCAGAGUAGUACAGGUCGACCAAUCACCCUCACGCUUCCAGCCAAUUUACCCAAUAAAGGUGCAACUAUUCUUCAACAUUUACCCAAUAAAACGCUCACUUUAGCCGGGAAGGCGUUGACUGUGCAAGUGGCGGGGGCCACAGGUGUACCAAAAACCGUGACGCUGGUGUCAUCAGCCAAUGCGGUAGGUAGCACAAUCUCCGGCGUUACAACUCAAGGUGGCACAAAACUAGUGAUGCUUCCGUCGAAAAAGAGCAUUGUAAAUAUAUUCGGAGCAACGCAGGCAGCCAAUGCGGCUCAGAAAAUGGCAACAGUGUCAAACAUCCAAGCAUCGGGUGUGGCACAUCAUCAGCACGACGAGCCGGCUACCACCGAAGCAGCAUUAGCCGCCCUUGCUGCUGAAACCGGCCUCCUUGAAAGCAAUAACGUUGUCGAAGAACAUAUCGAACAGAUAGACGGUGCCAAUGACUUCCUGCCAAUAGACGAUACGUUGGACGAGGAACUGGACUCUGACGGCGAAAAUCCUGGGGAAGUUUCGUCGAAUUCAGAAAGUAGUGUCUCGAAUCUACUUAAAUUAAGCAAACAGUCUAAAAUGCUUCAGAAACGAAGUAAACUGCGACGGAAAAUACAGGUACGAUAUGUUAAAAUGGGACUGUUUGGCGGUUCGCCAACCACACCGACUGUCGUUUCCAGUACAGAGGAACCAGUCGAGAACCAUGCGAGCGAGUCGUCGGCGAAUAUUGCGUCCUCUGCAACGGUGUCUACAGAUGCACAAGCGAGUGGUGAUGUUACAGAUGAUGAAGCUGUAACUAACACGGUGGACGACCCAGUUCCGGGCAGUAUAAACAACGAACCUACUUCCACCGUCAAUAGUGAGAAUUAUCAGAUUACAACACCAGCUGCGGAUCAAGAACCCUCCCCAAACAUUUUGACCGCUGCACCACAGGAUAAUAUCCAAAAUCCGGAUAUGAGCAAUAUACCAGAUAAUAGUGCUAUCUAUGACCAUAGAUUUGAAGGUUCUGGCGAAGUAGAAGAUGACGAUGAAUCGAUGGAGAACAGCAUGGAACUUGCGCCAGAUAUGUGUCCCAGUGGGGAUCAAAGUGCAGAAAUAUUAGCGAUGCAAUAUGGGAGCAAUGAUAGUGCCGAAACGCAAGGUAAUAUUGCGUCACAAUCGAAGUUACAGGAUAGUCUUGGUAACGUGGAAUCAGCUGGCGACAGUAUGAAGGUUCAGGAUUCGGAUAGCCAUGUUAAUGAGAGUGACCUUCAGGAGAGUGUGGCUUCCUCAACGACAACCACGAAGCUAGUUAGUCAAAAAGAUCUUGUCGAUCCGCACUACUCGUCGAUACCAACUACUUCCGAGACCGAGGCAGCUAACAUCCUGACGACCAUCAAAAGCGGCGAGCUAAUCCAACGAAUUUCAACCGAUACUCAAUCAAGCGUGGAUGACAGUUCGUCAUCAUCCAUGACACCAGGCACUGUCGUCAGUCAGGUUCCAUCGAUUCAAUCUGUAAUCGUCGACGAAGAAAUGCCACAACAAUUGGUUGGCAAAUCCUUAGUUCCAAGCGGGGCAACUUCAGAGAAACCACAACAACAACAGACGACUGCCAUUUAUAAUGCGGGAGGUACUGGACGCUUAGAUGCUCUCGCUUCGGCAGCUGUGUUGCAGGCUAGCACACAAUCGGGUAACAAUUCGCAACAGUUACAAACGGGAAGUGAAAAUGGGGGCGGAUCACCGGCAGUAUCGUAUCAACAGCACAUAACUCAACAGCCGGCUGUAGCGGGGUCACAAACCGCUACCGGCACACAAGCACGACGUGUUAUACGGCAGAGACAACGAUCCGAUUCUGGAUGGGAAGAUUCAUCGAAAACAGACCCGAAUCAAGUGUGGAAUUGCGUAGGAAUAUUCACUGGUCUAACACAGAUAGUUACAAGCUAUAUCAAUUACAAUGAAUGGAAUUCAUCAAUGUUUGACAGACACACCUCGGAUAAUUUACCGGAUUUGUCGCAAUUUAGUCGUACCAAUCUCGAGCCCGGAACCGCCUACCGUUUCCGCCUCUGCGCUAUAAAUAGUGUUGGUCGCAAUGAUUGGGGCGAGAUAUCCUCGUUUAAAACCUGCCUCCCAGGUUACCCAGGAGCACCAUCUGCAAUAAAAAUAUCGAAAUCACCGGACGGUGCCCAUUUGUCGUGGGAACCGCCGCCAGCGCAAACUGGUGAAAUUUUCGAAUACUCAGUUUAUCUGGCGGUUAAAUCGCCGAAUCCAAAGGAAAAAAUGCCACCGGCGCAGCUGGCAUUUGUGCGUGUCUACUGUGGGGCGAAUAAUCAAUGUACCGUUGCAAACACGUCCCUUUCGAAUGCACAUGUGGACUGUUCGACGAAACCCGCCAUUAUCUUCCGAAUUGCCGCCCGCAACGAUAAAGGCUACGGUCCAGCGACACAAGUCAGGUGGCUUCAAGAUCCCGCGGCUGCUAAGCUCGCUAUGUCCAUGGCACUUUCAAAACGAAGUGCUGAUAAGAUGGCCGGAGGCGGAGGGGGUGGCGUUAGCGGGGCUGGUAGCGGUGGAGGAGCGGCUAAGCGUGUGAAGAUAAGCACGGUGGGAGCCGGCGGAGUUGCUAACACCACCGCUCCCUCACCGCCAACUGGUUUGGCAAGGCAACCGCAGAUGCCGCCGCCGCAGCAACUGCAUGAGUAGAAUGUAAGAGCCCGUGUUGAGGUAGUGAUGAUUUCGUUUAACGGUUAAGUUUUCUAAUCCUCGUCUCCCUUCCCCCACCCCGCUCCUAAUCCAUUUUUUCUUCUGUUUGUCGAAAAAUCGAGUCAUGUUUAAGUUGAUUUGUUACUGUGUAAAAUGAUAACGAGAAAAUUUUAAAUAUAGUUGAAAAGAGCAAGAAGUUCGUUAUGCUAAAACGAUUAGAUUUAAUACAAAUAUAUAUAGCUAUAGGAAUUUGCAAAUAAACCGAGCGCAAAAAAAAGAAGGAAAAUCCAAGGACAUUUACGCAUUACAGAUUUGUUUGGCUCCUUUAUCCAGAAGGAAAGUCUUUCUUUCUCUUAGCAAAUUGUAAGUUUUGGAAUAUGUAGAACGACAUAUUGUGAAAAUAAAGGAACAUAUUCUGACAAAUAGACAAA